Molecule: messenger RNA, 2049 nt
Organism: Fusarium pseudograminearum CS3096
Lineage: Eukaryota; Fungi; Ascomycota; Sordariomycetes; Hypocreales; Nectriaceae
Exons: 4
Coding region: 1-2049 (682 amino acids)
Source: RefSeq, a predicted model, not a curated record
AUGGAAACUGCUGCCAGUCUUAUUGCAUUCAUACAAGUCGCUGGGAAGAUUGUAGAACUCAUCAUCGAGGUCAAUCAACUAUGGGGCGAGGCCAAAGAUCUCCCAGGUGAUCUCAGAGACAUACUUGAAGAGCUGGACGACUAUGCCCUCGUAUUCGAAGAGUUGAAGGAGCAAAUCGAAUAUGACCAGACACAUAAUACGCGGUCUAACGGCUCCUGCAUGAGCCGUAGUUUCAUGGCUGCGACAAAAGCGAAGGAAAUCCUAAAAGAACUCGUUGAAGAGAUCAAUAUGACCAUUCAUUCGAAGAAGGAAGGCUUACAGCGUAGGCUGAGCUCUUUCAAACUUCUUAUGAAGAAGGAAAAGAUCGAGAGGUAUCAGAAAAGGCUUCAACGGUCUAUCACAUUGCUUCAAACCGCCAUAAGUACUUACCAAAUUGCGAUGAUGAGACAGAACACGGAGAUAAUCGUGGGCAGAGUCACAGAUAAUUUUAGUGAAAAGUUCGAAUAUCUACAACUGAAUCAAACUUCGAUGCUUGCCACAUCUGCAGCUUACCAGACGGAACAAAAGCAGCUAUGUGGAAGCUCAAAUAGCAAACAACAAGAAUUGUGCACUCCACAGCGAGGAAGACUGCCUUCCUCCAAACAAUAUACCUCUUCAUGGACAGGACACUUUUCCAUGAGCCGUACCAGUGCAGAGGGUGCCUGGCAGGCAUACCUUCAACUUCCCAGCUGGCUCUCCCAAUCAACGCACAUCUUCCAAUCGUAUCCGACUAGGUCUGGUUGGACCUUCAACUAUCGUGUGUACAAUAUCGUUGCUCCAGAUUCCGAAAUCAUUGCGCGAAUUCACAAUGGGGAUAAGAACGGCGUUUUAGAACUAUUCAGCGCACGAAAAGCAUCCCCUUUUGACAAAGAUUCGGAUGGAGCUUCAUUGCUAUAUCACGCUGCGCGGUCAAAACAUUACGACAUCUGCAAGCUUUUGUUAAACAUGGGCUUGGAAGAUACAUUAUUUGAGGUCGUAGGCCGUGAUAGAGAAAGUCCCCUGAAACCGCUUGUGUACAAUCCAGAAAAGGAUGCCAUGGGACAUGACUGGGAAAGAAUAGUGACGCUUUUCCAAACAUAUCUUCAAGAUCCAGAAGAUAUGCCUGUUACACGCCUGUUCGACUUCCUUCACGAAUGGGCACACUCUGACAAUUUUGUCUUUAUCUUCCGGACCAGAUUCAUGCCCAAGUAUUACACAUGGCCCAGCCGAAUCCGGUUUGAAGCAGUGAGACUGGGCUCAUUUCAUUUGAGAUCUUGUGCCAGCCUUCCAAAACUUCUAUCAGAGGACUCAAAGGUCUCACAGUUGGAUGUGUCUCUGUCGAGCCACGAGAACUUCUCAUUGUUGCACUCAGCAGCUAUAUCUUUAGGGAUCCGCUUUGCAGACGAGGCAAUACCGAAACGACGUGGAGAGUUCCAAUGGGGUACUUACAACGAUGGUUGGGACGACUUUGUGAUCGACAUUGCGUCAGUUUCUGAAUCCGAAGACCUUCAUCAUGUCGAAGCAGUGAGUCCAUGGGAUGUCUACAAAGUACCACAAUGGAAAGGGACCCCCUUGUUCUCCCUUCUUGGAGGUACGCUCUGCUACUUGACUACUGGAACAUCCUUCUUCCAUUGGAAUCAUGUAUUCCAGAAAACUCUACACCAGUGGCUCGGAGACCUCAAGAUAGCAGGGGUCGAUUUGCUACGAUAUGGCACACGAGAGAGGGGUUUUUUCCGCGACCAUGUGUUGCGUGGUGCGUUCGAUUCCAAUGCGAUCACAUCGUCUCGAGUGUUGAUAAGAGAGGCCAUGGCAAACGGGUCUUACGAUACCAACGUGACCCAUUCAUUGCGGGAAAAUAUCUCUGAAAAUCGCUGGAUCCCAAUUAGAUUGGUUGACUUGAAGGUUGGCGAAGAUAUAACUGAUUGGGAGAUACUGUGGGCUCCAGAGUUUGAGUAUAUGGCUUGUGAGUUUUGGAGGCUGUUUGAAGAAGAAGAAAACACUAUGAUUCCAGGCGCAUGGGUUGAGGACUAG